CAUCGACAGCAAUCAUGGUCGCCCGUUCCUACUCGAAGACGUACUCCGUCCCCCGUCGUCCUUUCGAGUCCGCUCGUCUGGACACUGAGCUGAAGCUCGUUGGCGAGUAUGGACUCCGCAACAAGCGUGAGGUCUGGCGCGUCCAGCUUACUCUGUCCAAGAUCCGUCGUGCUGCCCGUUCGCUCUUGACUCUUGACGAGAAGGACCCCAAGCGCCUCUUCGAGGGUAACGCCCUCAUCCGCCGUCUCGUGCGUGUCGGUGUGCUCGACGAGUCCCGCAUGCGUCUCGAUUACGUCUUGGCCCUGAAGAUUGAGGACUUCUUGGAGCGCCGUCUCCAGACCUGUGUCUACAAGCUCGGUCUUGCCAAGUCCAUCCACCACGCUCGUGUGCUUAUCCGCCAGCGCCACAUCCGCGUCGGCAAGCAGAUCGUCAACGUUCCCUCCUUCAUGGUCCGCCUCGACUCCCAGAAGCACAUUGACUUCGCCCUUACCUCGCCGUUUGGUGGCGGCCGCCCCGGUCGUGUCAGGAGGAAGAAGGCCAAGGCCGCCGAGAAGGGUGGUGACGACGAUGCUGGCGAGGAGGACGAGGAGUAGAUUAUGCAUCAAAAGGAAUGAUUCACGGAUGACCGGCGUUCGGCAUGACGGAAUGAAACAUUCGAGCAGGCGCUCUGUCGUCGGGGACAUGACAUUUGCAUGGGUCUCGGCUGCUGGAUUCUCUACAAAUACCACAUGUAGCAUGUCUGCCAAAAUUUUCAAUUGCCAUCA
This is a messenger RNA of Parastagonospora nodorum SN15, 764 nucleotides long. RefSeq lists its product as hypothetical. Gene Ontology annotation, cellular component: cytosolic small ribosomal subunit. Gene Ontology annotation, biological process: positive regulation of translational fidelity; translation. The transcript has 4 exons. Gene Ontology annotation, molecular function: structural constituent of ribosome; rRNA binding. The record is from RefSeq and is a predicted model, not a curated record. NCBI's taxonomy places the organism in Eukaryota, Fungi, Ascomycota, Dothideomycetes, Pleosporales, Phaeosphaeriaceae. Bases 15 to 593 code for a protein of 192 amino acids.